CAAGUCUCGGCGUAAGCCUCUUCCUUUUUGUUCUCAUCUCUGUCUCUGCUUUUUUUUACUCUCAGAGUUUAGAUUAGAGAUCUCGUUUCAGUGCUUUUAUCUCUCACCGAUUAAGAUUCUUUCCUUUUCCCUUUCCCUUUCCCAUGGCUUCCGCUGGGAAUCCAAAUCAACCUGCGACCUUCGAUAUGCAGAAGUUCUUCAAACCCUCGACAAACCCUUCUCCUUCAAACCCUAGUAAUCAAAACGCGUCACCAUUUCCAGCGUCUUCUUAUCCUACACCACCUUCUUCUUAUCCUCCACCCACUGGCCCUUUCUCCUACCCACCCCAGACUGCUCCAUUCCAUAAUCCUCACUACCUCCCUCCUUACACACAAGAGCAGUUCUCUGGGAUGCACCACCAGAGGCCCAUCCCCUAUGCUACACCCAAUCUCCAACCACCUCCUUACCUUGCCUCUCCCAAUCCUAACCAUGGAGCCAGACUGAUGGCUCUACUGGGCACCAGCGCUCCAUCCAACAUGGAAUUGCCGUCUCCGACAAUGCCGUCACCAUCUGCAGCGUCUUCAAUGGCUGCUACAUCAGAAUUCCCCUUGCAUACCAAUCCCCCCAUCUUACCUUCGAUGCCCUCGGCGCCGCCCCUCAGCAUGGCGGCUUCCCAGGCGGCCCCAAUGAGGUUACCAAGCAGCAAGCUUCCCAAGGGCCGACAUUUGAUUGGCGACAACGUAGUCUAUGAUGUCGACGUCAGGUUGCAGGGCGAGGUCCAGCCCCAGCUCGAAGUCACCCCAAUCACCAAGUAUGUCUCCGAUCCGGGACUUGUCGUCGGCCGGCAGAUUGCAGUUAACAGGACAUAUAUAUGCUAUGGACUGAAGUUGGGGGCUAUCCGGGUCCUCAAUAUAAACACUGCCUUAAGAUCUUUGCUUCGAGGUCACACUCAGAGGGUCACAGACAUGGCUUUCUUUGCUGAGGAAGUUCACCUUUUAGCCAGUGCGAGCAUAGAUGGGAGGGUUUUUGUAUGGAAGAUUAAUGAAGGUCCAGACGAAGAAGAUAAGCCACAAAUUACUGGAAAAAUUGUUAUUGCCAUUCAGAUAAUUGGAGAGGGGGAUUCGAUACAUCCACGAGUCUGUUGGCACUCUCACAAACAGGAGAUUUUGGUAGUAGGUAUUGGAAAAUUUGUGCUGAAAAUUGAUACAACAAAGGUUGGAAAAGGUGAAGUGUUUUCAGCUGAAGAGCCUCUCAAGUGUUCUAUUGAUAAGCUGAUCCCGGGUGUCCAACUUGUUGGUGAACAUGACGGGGAAGUGACUGAGUUGUCAAUGUGCCAAUGGAUGACCAGUCGCUUAGCAUCUGCAUCAACGGAUGGCACGGUAAAGAUAUGGGAAGACCGUAAGGCACUGCCCCCUGUGGUAUUGAGGCCAUAUGACGGUCAGCCAGUUAACUCGGUCACAUUCUUAACUGCACCUAACCGCCCUGAUCACAUUAAUCUCAUCACAGCGGGGCCUCUGAAUCGGGAAGUGAAGAUAUGGGCCUCAGCAAGUGAAGAAGGUUGGCUGUUACCUAGUGAUGCUGAAACAUGGCGGUGUACUCAGACAUUGGAGUUAAGGAGUUCCGUGGAACCCCGAAUCGAGGAGGCAUUCUUUAAUCAAGUUGUAGCCUUGCCACGUGCGGGCCUCAUUCUUCUUGCAAAUGCCAAGAAGAAUGCUAUAUAUGCCAUACACAUAGAAUAUGGCCCAAACCCGUUCUCAACUCGCCUGGAUUAUAUUGCAGAGUUUACUGUCACAAUGCCUAUUUUGAGUCUUACUGGUACGAGCGACUACAUAUCUGAAAGGGAGCAUGUGGUUCAGGUUUACUGUGUCCAGACGCAGGCUAUUCAACAGUACGCUCUGGAUCUGUCUCAGUGCUUCCCACCGCCACUGGAUAAUGUGGGAUUAGAAAAGACAGAGUCUAGUGCUUCUCGUUCUCUGGAUACAACUAUUUCAGAUGGAUUGGCUACAUCAGAGCCAUCUAAUCUGGGUACAUCUACUGAGAUGCCUGUAGGAAAUGAUGCACCCAAACCAACUGUCUUAGUUAGCAGUUCUGAAAGUGUACCUGCUGCCAGUUAUCCUGUAAUCUCGGAUUCUGCCGAGGUUCCUAGCUUACGCGAAUUGGUGUCAUCAAGUAUUGAAUCUAAACCAAGUGCUUUAGUGCCUGCAACCUCUGAUGCCGAUAAUAUCCAUGUUGUGGCACAGCCUCUUCCUUUGAGUCCGAGGUUAUCAGGGAAACUCUCUGGUUUUAGAACUCAAUCAAAUUGCUUUGAGCCUGGUUCCCAACUAGAUCGUGGCAGUGACUUGACAGUUCAUGAUUAUUCAGUAGAUAGGAGAGUGGACAAUGUUAUUACAAAUUUACCAGAUAUUCCUUCCUUGGAUGAAAUCUCUAGAAAGGAUGAAAGCAAAGUUGCACAGAAUGACAAUACUGUGAUGCCUAAUCCUCCUGUGAUGUUCAAACAUCCUACCCAUUUGGUAACUCCAUCAGAGAUAUUUUCAAUGGCUGUUCCACCUGCUGAGAAUAGUCGGGUCAGUCAAGGAAUGAAGAGGGGUGAGGCAAAGGUACAAGAUGUGGUUGUCAACAAUGAUACAGGGAGCGUCGAGGUAGAGGUUAAAGUCAUUGGUGAGACUGGGUCUAGUCAGAAUGAUGAGUUUGAUUCCCAUAAAGAACCACACAUUCUUCUUGCAGAGAAAUUGGAGAAAUCCUUCUGCUCCCAGGCUUCGGAUCUUAGCAUGGAGAUGAUGAGAGACUGCUGUGAAACUUUUGGUGUGGAGACUCGGCAGGUCAAUGAUUCUUGUGUUACUGAAGUGGUAGACCGGCCUCCAAAUGCUGGUGAAGAAGAAUUGCAAGAUUCUUCGAAAGAAGCACAUGGAAAGGUUUCUGAGUCGAAUGCAGCUACAACAGUUCCACAGACUCCAGCACCAGCUACAAAAGGGAAGAAACAGAAGGGUAAAAACUCUCAAAUAUCAGGACCUUCAUCUGCUUCUCCAAGCCCUUUCAAUUCCACAGAUUCUUCCAAUGAACCGGGUAGCAGUUCUGUUGGUCCUUCUACAGAGGCUGCUGUUGCACAAAUAAUGGCCAUGCAAGAGACAUUGAACCAGCUAAUUACCAUGCAAAGAGAAAUGCAGAAGCAGUUGUCAGUGAUGGUGGCUGUCCCAGUCACCAAAGAAGGCAAAAGAAUUGAGGCAGCUCUGGGCAGGAGCAUGGAGAAAGUUGUUAAGGCCAACAAUGAUGCUCUUUGGGCUCGGCUUCAAGAAGAGAAUGCAAAGCAUGAGAAGAUGGAACGUGACCGUUCACAGCAGAUGACUAGUGUCAUCACCAACUAUAUGAAUAAAGACUUGCCGGCCAUGCUAGAGAAAACAGUGAAGAAGGAAAUGUCUUCUGUAGGACCAGCUGUAGCUCGUGCUAUUACUCCGGUUGUGGAGAAAACACUUUCUUCAGUUGUUGCAGAGGCAUUCCAGAGAGGGGUUGGAGACAAGGCUGUGAGUCAGUUGGAAAAAUCAGUUAAUUCAAAACUGGAAGCAACAGUAGCUAGGCAAAUCCAGGCUCAAUUCCAAACUUCUGGAAAGCAAGCUCUUCAGGAUGCAUUAAGAUCUACCUUUGAAGCUUCAGUAAUUCCGGCAUUUGAAAUGUCAUGCAAAGCCAUGUUUGAGCAAAUUGAUGCUGCAUUUCAGAAAGGGAUGGUUGAACAUGCAGCUGCAGCUCAGCAGCAGUUUGAGUCUGCACAUUCUCCUUUGGCUAUUGCUUUGAGGGAUUCAAUUAGCUCAGCAUCAUCAAUUACUCAAACCUUGACUGGAGAGAUUGCUGAUGGCCAGCGUAAGAUUUUAGCCCUUGCAGCUGCAGGAGCGAACUCAAAGGCAGUAAAUCCUUUGGUUACACAACUUAGCAACGGUCCUUUAGGUGGUCUCCAUGAGAUGGCCAUGUCUAUUCAACAGGUUGAGGCACCUUUGGAUCCUACUAAAGAGCUAUCGAGAUUGAUAUCUGAACACAAAUAUGAGGAAGCAUUUAUUGCAGCUUUGCAUAGAAGUGAUGUUUCUAUUGUAUCAUGGCUUUGUUCUCAGGUUGAUUUUAGAGGUAUCUUGUCGAUGGUGCCUCAGCCUCUGCAUCAAGGAGUUCUACUGUCCCUUCUCCAGCAGUUAUCCUGCGAUAUCAGCAAGGAAACAUCGCGAAAACUGACAUGGAUGACAGACGUCGUUAUUGCCAUAAAUCCUACAGACUCGAUGAUUGCAAUGCAUGUGAGGCCGAUUUUUGAGCAGGUCUAUAAAGUACUGGCCCAUCACAUCACCUUACCAACUGUGACUUCCAGUGAUGUUACAAGCAUGCGGAUCCUUAUGCACAUCAUCAACUCCAUGUUGGUGUCCUGUAAAUGAUUCCCUUCUUCUAAUAAGUGUGCAGGAUGGAUUACUGUAGGACUUCUUUGUUUGGGUUGUGUGUAGCAGGUUUGUAUAGAAUAGGUAGGAAUUUUUCUUCUUCAAUAGGUGCUUUACUGCAUAGUCUGAAAUAUCGUUAUUAUGUAAAGUU
Messenger RNA from Telopea speciosissima, 4536 nucleotides. RefSeq names its product enhancer of mRNA-decapping protein 4-like. Gene Ontology annotation, molecular function: protein binding. NCBI's taxonomy places the organism in Eukaryota, Viridiplantae, Streptophyta, Magnoliopsida, Proteales, Proteaceae. Gene Ontology annotation, cellular component: P-body. The transcript has 12 exons. Gene Ontology annotation, biological process: deadenylation-independent decapping of nuclear-transcribed mRNA. The coding region runs from base 144 to 4385 and encodes 1413 amino acids. The record is from RefSeq and is a predicted model, not a curated record.